CGAAAUGGUUAAACAGAGUAGUUUUCUUAUUGAAGCGAAAACGAAAGAUACAGAAAUUUCACAAAAUCCAAAAGAAAAUAAUUGCAUUGUUAGCUGUGCUUUUUUGAAAUGGGAUUUGAGGAAAAAUCUAUAAAGCUGCAAGUUGAAGAGGAGAAAGCUUGCGAAACGAAAACAAUUUGUCUGCAUGCUUAUACAGAUCUAACCUAUGUUGCUCCAGUAGUGUUCUUAUACCUUCUUAAAGAAUGUUAUGUUCAUGGAAACGUGAAGGCAACUAAAAAGUUCCGAGCUCUUCAACAACAAGUCCGCCAAGUUCUAAGUAAUUCUCCCCAACCAGGACCUGCAGCUUUUGUUGCUCAUUGUCUCUAUAUCCUGCCUAUAUUUGGAUCAUAUUGUGAAGGCAUCAGUCAUUUGAUCAUAUCUUCUUUUCAUCGUUUUCUAAAGACAGAAGCCACCACUGGGGACUCUUCAGAAGCAAAAUGUAUAGCCGUGCAGUUAUUUCUCGAUAUUGUUGAGGGUUCUAUUGACCAUGAUGAGAGGAUUGCUGUGAAGAUACUUGAAGUGUUUGAUGUCAGGUUAACAGAUAUCGAGAAAGUUGUAUCCCAAUCAAAGGCCAAGAAUGACCAUAGGUUUGACAGUGUAAAGACAUUUGUUGAGCAGUAUAUAUUUGGAUUGAUCGAAUCACAGUCAUAUAUGACAGCGGUGAAUAUGUUGGAACAUUUCUCUAUCCGUCAAUCCGGGCAAUCUUUUCUUCUCAAAAUGAUAGAAAACAAACAAUUCAAAGCAGCUGAGAAGUGGGCAACAUUUAUGGGAAAGCCAAUGCUAUCCUUACUCAUCCGGGAGUAUGUUGAGAGGAACAAGCUAAAGUUUGCUUAUUUGAUUGUGAAGAAGAACGAUCUCCAGCAAGAAUUUCCAGAUGUGGAUCACAAAUACAAAAAAAGCACAGUAAAACAAUUAGCAGAAAAGGCAUGCUGGGAUGUUGCAGAGGCGAAGGCAAAUGGUGAUAGGCAAUUAAUUGAGUAUCUAGUUUAUAUGGCCAUGGAGGCUGGUUACUUGGAGAAGGUUGAUGAACUGUGUAAUCGUUACUCCCUUGAAGUGCUUCCAAAAGUGCAAGAACAUGAAGCAGGUUUUCAGCAUCAGCGUUUUUUAAAUCUCAAUGAAUUGGUAGUAGAUGGCAUAAUCUGGGUGGAUGAAUUUAAUGGGCUUGGCGAGGCAACAUGUCACAUAGAGGGAUCCAAAGUUGUGGGACUUGACUGUGAAUGGAAACCCAAUUAUGUAAAAGGGAGUAAACCAAACAAGGUUUCUAUCAUGCAAAUAGCUUCUGAUAAGAAGGUUUUUAUCUUUGACCUGAUAAAAUUAUAUGAGGAUGUGCCUGAUGUUCUGGACAACUGCCUAACUCGCAUCUUGCAGUCUCCAAGAAUUUUAAAACUCGGUUAUAGUUUUCAAUGUGAUAUAAAACAACUAGCUCAAUCAUAUGGAGAUUUGAAGUGUUUCAAGAGCUAUAAUAUGCUAUUGGACAUUCAGAAAUUGUUCAAAGAUCCCAGAGGUGGCCUAUCUGGUCUUGCAGAGAAAAUAUUGGGAGCCGGCUUAAAUAAAACGAGACGGAAUAGCAACUGGGAACAAAGACCAUUGACCCAGAAUCAGCUCGAGUAUGCUUCUCUUGAUGCUGCUGUUCUUGUCGAAUUAUUCUACCGUGUUCGAGAUCAUUCUCAUAAUGCUAAUUCAUUAGACAGGAAUGAAAAAAUCGAGUGGAAAUCUCACAUUGUUUCUCACAUGGAUAAUCCAAAAAAGUCCAGGAAGGAAUCUAGACUUGGAAAGGAGCUGGAAAUCGAGGACGAGUCAAGCUUGUAAAUGUGGUUCAAACUCAGGACUAAGACAUGGAUGUUUAUGUACAUCGCAACUGUACCAGGAUUUCUUAUGAUAACUCGAAAUUGCAUCUCUUGUCCAAUAGCACCUCGUAAAAGUAAUGAAGGAUGUGAAAAAAAAAUGAGAUGAACUAAAACUAAAACUACCGUA
Molecule: messenger RNA, 2013 nt
Organism: Hibiscus syriacus
Lineage: Eukaryota; Viridiplantae; Streptophyta; Magnoliopsida; Malvales; Malvaceae
Product: exonuclease mut-7-like
Exons: 11
Coding region: 109-1848 (579 amino acids)
Biological process (GO): nucleobase-containing compound metabolic process
Molecular function (GO): nucleic acid binding; 3'-5' exonuclease activity
Source: RefSeq, a predicted model, not a curated record